AAAACUCCAGCUCGAUCACGUGACUUUGUUGUUACGCGUCGACGUCACAGUACGUAAACUGUAACUGGAAGCCGUGAAUUUGGAAACAAACAGAAAUGAGAAUAGAAACUGACACUGAUUGUGCUCGAUGAAAUGAGCAGAGACAGGUUCAAAAUGCUGCCGUCAUCCUGUGACACCUUUGUGGCUCUGCCCCCCUCCACUGAGAAGGACCGUAUAAUUUUUGGGAAAAACUCUGACAGGCCUUGUGAUGAAGUCCAGGAGGUGGUGUAUUUUCCUGCCCAAAACCAUGAAGCAGAGGAGAAGGUUGAGUGUACAUACAUAGAGAUUGAGCAGGUUCCCCACACUUAUGCAGUCGUGUUGAGCAGACCAGCAUGGCUGUGGGGGGCAGAAAUGGGCGCAAAUGAGCAUCAAGUGUGCAUCGGGAAUGAAGCGGUGUGGGGCAGGGAGAGUGCUGAUGGUGAGGAAGCUCUUCUCGGCAUGGAUCUUGUCAGGCUUGGACUUGAGAGAGCCGAUACAGCCGAGAAAGCUGUGGAUGUUAUUACUGAGCUGCUGGAGAAAUAUGGCCAGGGAGGAUCUUGCAUGGAGGAUGAAUGUGGCUUUACCUACCACAACAGCUUCCUCAUUUCAGACAGGAAGGAGGCAUGGCUGCUGGAAACAUCAGGGAAGCACUGGGCAGCAGAGAGAGUGAAAGAUGGAUACCGCAACAUCUCCAACCAGUACAGCAUUACAACUAAGAUAGACAAGGAACACCCAGAAAUGAGGGGAUAUGCACAAAGCAAGGGCUGGUGGGAUGGAAAGACUCAGUUCAACUUUGCCACAGUCUACUCCUUCAUGACCACAGCCAGAAUAGAAGAAGCUGGGAACCGCUAUUGUGAGGGCAAAAAGCUGCUGGAAAAGAGCAACGGUCACAUCACUGCUGAGACGAUGAUGGAUAUCCUGAGGGAUAAAGACAGUGGCAUCAACAUGGAGGGCAUGUUCAUGACAACAGGAAGUAUGGUAUCAGUGAUACCCAAGGAUUCUUCUCUGCCAGGAGUUCACUAUUUUACAGCAACUCCAGAUCCUGAAAGGUCUGUAUUCAAACCUUUCGUCUUUGUGGAAAACCUCAAGCUGCUGAAAGAGACCUCUUCUCCAAGUUAUGGUCCGGAUGACCCUGUGAAAAAGAAACCCCGAUUCCAGAGCAAACCCGACCGCAAACAUGAGUUGUUUGUCAAACACGAAUUGAUGACUGCCAUCAUUGAAUGCCACAAGGAGAGAGGAAAGAAGAUCACGCAAAAUAUGAGGCAGCUAGAGAAGGAAAGGAUGCCAGAGAUGGAGAAGCUUCUCACACAAGGUGCUGAGAUACCUGACCUUUUGGUGAAUCUGUUCUCAAAGUGUGUGAAGGAGGAGAUAGCCGUGUACAGUAAAAGUUGAGAGGCCAAAACACGUCUCCGGCAGUAGCAGUGUAUGCAGUUUACACUUCAGUCAGGUAUGAGUAAAUUACUAUCACGGCCCAGGAAAAUGCUGACUCAUGCAUCAAAUCAUUGACCAGAACUACAGGACAGAACCAAAUCAAUACGUGACACAUGAUUUAAGGGUUUGGUAAUGAAAUUUAUUUUAAAACAAAUCCAUUUAAUAAAUAUGCUGCCUUUGACAAAAUAAAAAGAAACUUGUUAUUCUGCACCUGUUUUGUGAUUAAUUUAAUCAUAAACACAAAUCAUUGCAUUUAAAAAAAGCCACAAUAAUGGUUAGUUUUCUAAUUACAUUAUUAUAUACCUGAGAAAAAAAAAUUAUUACAGCAGCUUACACUUUUCUAAUGCAAAAGUUCAUUAAGUUUUUGUGAAGCAAGAUGAAAUUUUCUAAGCCACUUUCAAGUAAACACAUUACUUUAACACGCUGUUCUUCAGUCCUUGAUCCAAGCUGCCCCAUAAUGGUUAUAACAUACAAAUAAUGAUGGCUUUUUGACUUCUCCAAGUGGCAGUUUACUUUUGUUGUCAUUUAAAAAAAAAAAUAAACAUGAC
This is a messenger RNA of Scatophagus argus, 1997 nucleotides long. RefSeq names its product secernin 3 (gene scrn3). The record is from RefSeq and is a predicted model, not a curated record. The coding region runs from base 133 to 1410 and encodes 425 amino acids. NCBI's taxonomy places the organism in Eukaryota, Metazoa, Chordata, Actinopteri, Scatophagidae. Gene Ontology annotation, biological process: proteolysis. The transcript is spliced from 8 exons. Gene Ontology annotation, molecular function: dipeptidase activity; cysteine-type exopeptidase activity.